This is a messenger RNA of Dromiciops gliroides (monito del monte), 1587 nucleotides long. RefSeq names its product oviduct-specific glycoprotein-like. Gene Ontology annotation, cellular component: extracellular region. Gene Ontology annotation, biological process: chitin catabolic process; carbohydrate metabolic process. Gene Ontology annotation, molecular function: chitin binding; chitinase activity. The record is from RefSeq and is a predicted model, not a curated record. The coding region runs from base 1 to 1587 and encodes 528 amino acids. The transcript has 11 exons. NCBI's taxonomy places the organism in Eukaryota, Metazoa, Chordata, Mammalia, Microbiotheria, Microbiotheriidae.
AUGGCAAGAUUGCUGCUCUGGGCGGGUUUGACACUUCUGCUUCAGCUCCAGCUGGGUACAGCCUUCAAAUUGGUGUGCUACUUCACGAGCUGGGCCCAGUACCGCCCAAGCCCUGCCUUUGUCUUCCCCAAGGACCUCGACCCCUAUCUCUGCACCCACCUGGUGUAUGCUUUUGGUUCAAUGCACAACAACAGGAUUACCACCAGAGAGAAGGACGAUCAAAACAUAAUCUACCCACAGUUUAGAAAGCUCAAGGAAAGGAACAAGGAGCUGCGUAUACUACUGUCCAUUGGAGGCUGGAACUUCGGCACAAACAGAUUCACCACGAUGCUCUCCACGCCCAGGAACCGACGCACCUUCAUUUUGUCAGCCAUAUCCUUCUUGCGGAAGCACAACUUUGAUGGGCUUGACCUUUUCUUCCAGUACCCAACUUUUAGGGGCAGUCCUAAGCAGGAUCGUAGCCGAUUCGCCUUCUUGAUCCAAGAACUCAAGGUUUUUUUCCAAAAAGAAGCCCACAUCACUAAGAAAAGAAGGCUGCUGGUCACUGCAGCUGUGUCUGGUAAUUACAACAUUGUCAGAUUUGCCUACGAUGUAUCAACCAUUGCAAGCUUUCUGGACUAUAUCAGUGUCUUGACUUUUGACUUCCAUGGAAGUUGGGAUGCAGUCACUGGGCACAACAGCCCCCUGUAUGGAGAGAAACGGGGAAGGAAUGAAAUAGACUACUUAAAUUGUGAGUUUGCCAUGACACUCUGGGAGAAGAAGGGAGUUCCCCUCGAGAAGCUUAUCAUGGGGUUUCCUACCUAUGGACGUACCUUUGACAUCCUGAAGUCCAACAAGGGAGUAGGGGCCCCUGCUUUUGGGCCAGCCUCCGCUGGGAAUUACACCCAGGAAUCUGGGUUUUGGGCUUACUAUGAGAUCUGUCCCUUCCUCAAGGAGGCCACGAAAAAAUGGAUUAAGCACCAAAGUGUCCCCUAUGCCUACAAGAAGAACACUUGGGUUGCCUACGAUGAUGUCCUCAGCUUUGCUUACAAAGCGGAGUUCAUAAUAGAGAAAAAGUAUGGAGGAGCCAUGGUGUGGUCCUUGGAUCUGGAUGACUUCAGGGGCUCCUUUUGUGGGCAGGGUCCCUUUCCCCUCGUGAACAGAUUAAAGAAACUCCUGUCUGAUGGCAGACCCAACUCAACUUCUUCACCUAUUGUGACCUUCCAGACUCCUACUGAUGUUUCUACUUGGACCCCUAGAGAGAAUAGUUCUCCAGAACAAAAAAGGCUGACAGCCAUUAAAGUUACUUUGGAGGAGACACCAACUCCCUCCUUUGGUCCCACCAUUCAGGACAUACUCGGGCUGAACUUUGAUUCCCAGUUGCCGACGACGACCUCAUCGGCUCCUGGAAAUAUGACUGUUCCACCUGUCAGUAGCAGCCCUCCCCAGGCUGCCCCUAUGUGGAAAGCGACUACCCAGGAUCCUGGUAACCUGACCACUCUCCAAGUUGAUGAGAGCAGUCGCCCUGUCGACUUCAUUGUCCCUUCCUACAGUUUUCCUACCUUUGAACCAUUACCCCAAACUACAAACCAGAAUAGCUCUCCAUAA